AUGGCACUCUUCAUGCAGCACAAGUUCACAGUUUCCAGCCUCAUAGUUCCCACUGUGAGAACACUGAGGCCCAGAAAGGUGAGAAAGUCGGCCAAGGCCACACAAGCACAUGAUGAGCAGGGUGUGAGCACAGGGAGUUGGGGUUCAAAGCUUGUGCUCUUAACCCCGCCUGGCCCUGGGCGUCCAAGAACAGUACGUGUUGGCGGAGAACCUGCCGGGCGCCAGCACCUUCCCUCAGUCCCGCAGCAAGUCCGCCAGAGAGCGGGAUUGCCACCCUCAUUCACAGCCCGAGACGCGGAGGCUCGCAGCCUUGGGGAAGAGCUGCGGCAGGUGGUCUCGGAAUGGGUGUUCCUCUUCGCCUUUGACGUCUGGAAGGGGAAUUCAGCAAAGGGACUCCAGCCCGGAGCCCUGAGCGCCACUUCCUCAACCAGGCUCCUGACAGGACCCUGGGUACGUUGCUUGAUAUUUCAAGCUUCAGUGCUUUUGUCCGUCAAACGAAGAUGGGAAUUCCUGUCUCACCGAGUUGGCCUGGCAUACAGUAGGUGCUCAGAGGAAGGAGACGCUUCCGUGCAGAUGAGGAACCUGGGCCUUCUGGCUGGAGUCAUCGGUUCCCAAGGCCCUGCCUGUGGCGGUGGGUGCGCUGGACCGGUUUUGGUGGCCUGGGUGGGGGCUGAUGCCUGCGGGGCCCUUGGGGCGGUGGGGGCUGGUCAGCUUUUGGUGACUGAGCAGGACAGACGUGUGAGGCCUUGCACGCGAUGGGGUCACUCGCUGCCGGUACCUCUCCUGGAACCUGUCUUGGGAGCCUUCACUGCCCCCCAGGGCUGAUCAGUGUGACAGAGCAAAUCGUUUAACUUCAUAGACACCACGGGGGUUAUUUAAAACCUCCCUCCUUGAUCCUGGAGUUGCUGCAA
This is a messenger RNA of Artibeus jamaicensis (Jamaican fruit-eating bat), 911 nucleotides long. RefSeq lists its product as uncharacterized. The record is from RefSeq and is a predicted model, not a curated record. The coding region runs from base 1 to 825 and encodes 274 amino acids. Lineage: Eukaryota; Metazoa; Chordata; Mammalia; Chiroptera; Phyllostomidae. The transcript is spliced from 5 exons.